Messenger RNA from Ustilaginoidea virens, 948 nucleotides. RefSeq lists its product as uncharacterized. The coding region runs from base 1 to 948 and encodes 315 amino acids. The transcript has 2 exons. Gene Ontology annotation, cellular component: trans-Golgi network; membrane. Lineage: Eukaryota; Fungi; Ascomycota; Sordariomycetes; Hypocreales; Clavicipitaceae. Gene Ontology annotation, biological process: vesicle fusion with Golgi apparatus; endoplasmic reticulum to Golgi vesicle-mediated transport. The record is from RefSeq and is a predicted model, not a curated record.
AUGUCCAACUACUACGGUGGCCAGCAGAAUAAUCCCCAAUACGGACCGCCAGGCGCCGGUGCCGCCCAAAACCUCCAGUUUUAUCCGUCGUCGUAUUCGCCCGCCGUGUCGGGUGCUGCGACUCCCCAACAAGCAUCGUAUGGCUAUGGCGCUGGUGCGUCCGGGAACUUCGCCCCCGCCGGCCAAACCGGUUUCACGUCAGCUGGCUUUGGCGGUGCGGGCGUAUCAGGGCGCAUGGGCGAGCACGGCGGCUUAAGGACGGGAUGGUUGGCUGCGUUUUCGACAGAAGGCUACGAUGGCGAGCCCCCGUUGUUGGAGGAGCUGGGAGUCAAUUUUGGGCACAUUCAAAUGAAGACCCUCGCAGUCCUCAACCCUUUCAGACACAUCAAUCAGCACAUAAUGGACGAUUCCGACUUGGCAGGUCCGAUCCUCUUCUUCCUCAUGUUCGGCACCAUCUUGCUCUUCUCCGGAAAGGUUCAUUUCGGAUACAUUUACGGCCUGGCCCUGCUUGGAUCGACAUCUUUACACAUUAUUCUCUCUCUCAUGUCCCCUACCGAGCCCCCUUCGUCCGAGUCGUACCACCCACAGUACAGUGAACCUUCUUCGCAGCCGGCAUCCCAACAAGGGGGCCACUUCUCAGCAACCUUGACCUUCCCCAGAUCGGCCUCCGUCCUGGGUUAUUGCCUCCUUCCGCUCGUGGCAACAAGUCUGUUUGGAAUCGUCAUGCCCAUGGAUACCCCCAUCGGAAUCGUCUUGACUACAGCUGCCAUCAUGUGGUGCACAUACAGCGCUAGCGGUAUGUUCUGCGCCGUGGGGAGGAUGAAGGGAAUGCGUGGCCUGGUGGCAUAUCCGCUGGCCCUGUUUUAUGUCGGGUUUGGCAUCAUGGGCAUUUUCAGCAGCAGAGGCAGCGGCUCGUUGGCCAACGCAGCCGCCAAACUGAAUAACUGA